AUGCUUAAGUGGAUCCAAGGUGGUAUUUCUGCCGUUACAGGGAUCGCUGAGCCCGAAUACGGCAAAGAAUUCAUCCAUCCAGUGACCGAAACGGUGGAAGGUAAGCAACCCUUCCACCAAACAACCAGAGAGGAUUUCCACUGGCAAAGUCCCAGUCACACUAACGUGGAGACCGCUACAUUCUACUUUUCGGACCUUAAACAAGGUUACAUCGGGUUUGCCCAAGUCAUUCACUCGAACAUUGUGGGUCUGCAUACGACAGCACAAUUGACCUUUAGAGUGUACAAUGUCCAAACACCAGAGUUCAAUAUAUGGACCUCGACCAGAUUGGAAAACUUCCGUAUCGAUGGUCCAAAUUUCUACGCGGACAAUCUUGCCAUCGAAAUGGACGCUGCAGGAUCUCAGGUUACGUUCAAGGCGUCAGUGUCGCCAGACACUACAAUUGAUCUGACGUUUGAUCGGACAGUCCCAGGUGUGAAAGUCGGCGAUAAUGCCACCACUUACUACGGUGACAACGUCGAGCAGCCUUGGGGUACUAUGAGACACAUUUUCUGGCCCAGAAACAUGUGCCACGGAUCCCUAAAAGUGGACGUGAGCAUAGGUUCUGAAAAACCCAGCUACAAAGACAUAGUUUUCUCUCAAGAGCAACCGGCUUAUUCGAUGUUUGUCAUGGCCAUACAGGGCAUGAAGCCUCACCACGCGGCCAAGUCUUGGAAUUUCCUCAAUUUCCAGUCGGAAACUCACAGUGCAGUGCUUAUGGAGUUCACUACACCAAAGUCGUAUGCCAACACCAAAGUCUCGAUCGGUAUACUAUGCAGUAAAGACGACAUCAUCAGCGUCACCAUCGACAACAUAGUGACACACGUCGAUCCGCAAGUUGACUCUGUGGGUUGGCCCGUUCCACAAGGUCUAAAGGUUGAAUUCAACGGUGUAUCUGCUCAUGCAGAAGACAUUGAAAAGGCUUCUCCUGUGACCGCUUUGGCUUCGGGUCCGCUCAAACAACUAGUCGAAAGAGUGGAUGUCAUGAAAGAAAUUCCUACGUUUGUCAAGAACAUCGUAUCUGGUGUUGCUGGCACCAAGCCAUACAUCUAUCAGUAUGCUAACGAUUUCAAUCUUACGGUCGGCGACGAGCCUGCGGUCAAGGGUAUGGGGUGGUCUGAAAUCACUUUCAUCUCCGAGGCUGAAGAGGUGACUGAAGAAUCUUACAGUGAAAUUUAA
Molecule: messenger RNA, 1218 nt
Organism: Lachancea sp. 'fantastica'
Lineage: Eukaryota; Fungi; Ascomycota; Saccharomycetes; Saccharomycetales; Saccharomycetaceae
Source: the annotation of a GenBank genome assembly